AGAAUUUGAAAUGAAAAAUGCGUGUAAAUAAACAAAUGAACGUUGAAGAUCCAUCUCACAAAUAUACUGUUAAUUUAUGAUAUAAUUUAAAAAUUGUGUGGUGUUUUUUUUCUUAUUUUCUUUCAGUAUUACAUAUUAAAUGUUUUUAUGAAUAAUGAAAUUCAAAGAUGUCUUGUUAUAGACUAUCAUGCUAAUGAAAUUUCUAAUGUAUAACCUCUGUGAAAGAAUCAUCGUUUAAAAAAAUUUAUAAAUGAAAUUAUUAAACUAUCAUUAAAUUAAAAUUUUUUACUAAAUUUAAUAUCGUAGUUUAUAUUCUUCAAAUAAUUUCAAUGGCAUAUCCAUUUAACGAUUUAGUGCACACUAAAUCUUUUACUCCAAAAGAAUAUCAGGUAGAAUUACUAUAUGCUGCUAAACAAAAGAAUAUAAUCAUUUGUUUAGGAAGGUACACCGAGCAAACAUUUAUAACAACUAAAUUAAUUCAAGAAUUUGUGACCGGCAAUCGAAACUUUAACACAAAGAGUAAAAAAAUUGUUUAUAUUCUUAGUAGUUAUGAAGUAUGUCUGUUAAAAGCGCAAUAUAUUGAGCAAUUAACAGACUUGAAAGUUUGUAUCGGAACCCCAAAUAUUGAAAGUGAUGCAUUCCUCGAUAACUUUUUUAAUGUUCAUGUUAUUGUGACAACGAGUGAACUAUUUCAUGAUUUAUUAAGAAAAACUAAAUUAGACUUACAAAUAAAUUUGAUUAUAAUUGAACAAUGUCAAUUGUUGUUAACAAAUAUCGAGCUUAAGAAAGCGUUGAAAAUGGUAAGUUCAAGCAGGAAUAAACUAUGUAGAUUUAUUGGACUAGCUGUUCCUCUCUUUGGAUUAACUGAAGAACCUGGACGAUUGAGUUUAGAAAUAGAACGACUUGAGUCCACUUUUCAAUGUGAUGUUGAAACAACUAGUGACAUACUAUCAAUAUUAAGGUAUAGCUCAAAACCAAAAGAGUAUAUUGUUGAAUUUAAAACCGGAACGAAGGAAAAAUUACAUAUUAAAAUCGAAGAAGUAAUAAUGGAUGCAAUGAAUUUUCUAGACGAUCACCGGUAUGAUCCAACGGAAAUUUAUCAAGAUGAAUUUCUCGAAGAUAUUCAAAAAAUUCCUGAUCCAACAGAAAAACCACGUGAAAUGUUACGAGAUCUUUUAACUAUACUUGAAACUUUGGGAUCAUGGUGUGCAGAUCGUGCUGCUUUAUCUCUUUUAGCUCUAGCUGAAAAACUUAAAAUUAAAACACCGUAUGAACGUCAUUAUCUAUUACUCAAUAUGAUAGCCUCUGUCAUGAUUAAAAUUCGUGCAAUAUGCGAUUAUGAAUUUCGAAACAUUCCAGAAAAAAAUAAAAUUUGGAAUUUUUCAACACCUAAAGUCCAUCGUUUACUAGAAACACUUAAAACUUUUACAUCUCUUUAUGAUAAAAAUAACAAAAAAUGCAAUAAUAUUAAUAAAUAUAACGUUAAUAGAAACUUGAGCAAAGUUCAAGAUCAGAAUACUACAAAAAUUAUUUCCAAAGACUUUUACAAAACAAAUGAUAAAAUGAAAACACCUAAAUUUCUACGACCUCAUCGUAAUAUCACAGACCCUGACCUUUUAUGUGGUAUAAUAUUUGUGGAUAAAGGAUUUACUGCCAAAGUUUUGUUUAACUUAUUAUAUGAAAUUGCUAAAUGUGAUGAUGACUUGAAUUUUUUAUCACCUCUUUACACAACUGAGAGAACUUAUGAUGAAGUGUCUCACUUUCGAGAUCCUGAAACAGAAUAUCGGAAACAAGAAGAAGUUUUAAAACGUUUUAGAAUUCAUGAGUGCAAUUUACUUAUUGCAACGGCAAUUUUGGAAGAAGGAAUUGAAAUUCCAAAAUGUAAUUUUGUGAUGCGAUAUGAUAUUCCUAAGAGUUAUCGAUCAUAUGUUCAAGCUAAAAGUAGAGCGAAAGCUACAGAUGCUUUACAUGUACUCUUAGUAGAAAAUUCAAAUUCUAAAGAGUAUAUUUGGAAGCUAUCACAAUACCACUAUGUUGAAGAAAUUUUACUUCAAAAAUGUACUAAUAAUGAACCUAUGGAAAAGGAGGAAAUUGAAGCUGAUUUAUAUUCAGAUUUAAUUCCAUCGUAUCAACCAUUGCAAACUGAAACUGGAGCGAUUGUAACAUUUAAUUCAGCAAUAUCGUUAAUAAAUAGGUAUUGUGCUAAAUUACCUAGUGAUACAUUUACACGACUGACACCAGACUGGUCAACAAAUGAAGUUAUUAUCCAUAAUAACUUACAUUACCAAUGCUCCUUAAGAUUACCUAUAAACUCUCCGUUGAAAUCCGUUAUAACUUCUCACCCGAUGCCCAACAGAGCUAUGGCUAGACGUUUAGCAGCUUUACAAUUAUGUAUAAAAUUACAUAAAGAAAAUGAAAUUGAUGAUAAUCUAUUGCCCAUUGGAAAAGAAAAUUUUAAAGCCAGACCAGAAGAUGCAGAAGUUCCAGCGUUACCUGAUGAAAGUCAAUCUGAUCUCUCUGAAGCACGACCUGGUACAACAAAACGUCGACAAUAUUAUUAUAAAAAGAUAGCUGAAUCAUUGACUGAUUGCCGCCCUACAGUUGGAGUUCCCACAUAUUUGUAUCAUAUAAAAAUGGUUCUUAGUUGUCCAUUACCAGAAGAACAAAAUACACGUGGAAGACGCAUUUAUCCUCCUGAAGAAUCAGAUAUUGGAUUUGGUAUUCUAACAUUAAAAAAAAUUCCAAAACUGUGUCCUUUUCCUAUCUACACUAGAUCAGGAGAAGUACAAGUUGAACUAAAACUUAGUAAAAAUUCAGUAGUAUUAGAUUCUACUCAAAUAGAAAGAAUUUAUACAUUUCUUAAUUAUACAUUUACAAAUGUGUUGAGACUUCAAAAAUAUUUGAUGAUUUUUGAUCCGAAUGCAUCAGAAAAUUCUUACGUUAUUGUACCUGUGAAAAAAUGUCUAGUUAACGGAUUUGAGGAUGUAAGUGUAGACUGGAAGUUCUUAGAUGUUAUUUAUGACAAUCGUUGCACAGCACCUAGUGAUAUUAAAGAGGAAGAUCGUGUCAGUUUUGUAUUUGAUCCUUCAAAAUAUCAUGAUGCUGUUAUAAUGCCUUGGUAUAGGAAUCAAGAUCAACCUCAAUAUUUUUAUGUAGCUGAAAUUUGUAAAAAUUUAAAUCCCAAAUCCUCGUUUCCGGGUGAUGGUUAUAGUACAUUUGAAGAAUAUUAUAAAAAAAAAUAUGACAUUAAAAUCCAAAAUUCCGAGCAGCCUCUCUUAGAUGUUGAUCAUACAUCAGCUCGAUUAAAUUUUCUCACUCCAAGAUACGUUAAUAGAAAAGGAGUUGCAUUACCAACGAGUAGUGAGGAAACAAAAAGAGCUAAACGCGAAAACUUGGAACAAAAACAAAUUUUAGUUGCUGAGCUAUGUGCUAUUCAUCCAUUUCCUGCAUCAUUAUGGAGGCAAGCUGUUUGUUUACCUUGUAUUUUGUACAGAAUUAAUGCAUUAUUACUUGCUAAUCAAAUUAGAUGUCAAGUGGCAGAAAUGAUGAAUCUUGGACAACAAUAUUUGGAUUCUGAUUUUGAAUGGCCGGCAUUGAAUUUCGGGUGGAAUUUAGCAGAAGUUUUAAAAAAGUCUAAAGAGUCGGAUAAAAGUGUGUCUAAAGACCGUGUAAAAAUAUUUAAUUCACAUGAUACCACUUCAGAAGUAGCUAAAAAUGAAAAAAAAACGGACCAAGUUACUCCUAGUAGUGAUAACAAUUGGGAUACUUUUGAAGAAAAUAAAAACGAUUUUAAUAUAAAUAAUGAAUUAGAAAUUGGAACCUGGUCUAAUGAUAUGGCGAUUAAUUCAAUAAGUAUGGACAGUCAGUUUCAAUCGUUGCCUAAUAAUAUAACAGUUCUACAACCAGAAUUUUCAUGGGGUGAUAUACGAUGUGGAUCACCAACUUAUGAAUCUGAAGUCGGUGAUUAUUAUUCUGAUGAUUCAUACAGUGAUGAUGGAUUUGUUGAAUCAUCUGAUGAAAGUGAUAAUGAAAAUCGUGGGUUGAGAAUAUCAUAUACUGGUGAUAAUACAGCAGAAGCUGUUGAGGAUGAAUCUAAAAUAUCAAAACAAGAAAUUAAUAAAAAAAUAUUAGAUCUUUUCAAAAAUGAUAAAAAUAUAGAGAAUGUAUUCUUACCUUAUAGCGAAAAUAAUUAUAAAAAUUCAGAGUUGAAACUACAUGAAAGUAAACAUUAUGAGUUUGCAAAGAAACGUGAAAAUGAAAUAAUCACGAGUGAUUUAUUUAUAUCAAGUAAUCAAGAAAUAUCAUUUAACACUAAAAAAACAUAUAUAAAUAAUAUUGAUGAUACUUAUAAGCCGUCACAUUUGUCUCCAGUUACCAAAGAAUACGUAAAAAAAGUAGGAGAAUUACUAAAAAAAGAUAUUUCACUUGAGAAAUCGUCGAGUUAUAAUAAAAAUGGCUGUAAUGACAUUGAAACACCUACACUUGUUGAUAAAAAUGAUUCAACAUUCAGUUUUGAUCACCAGCCAGAACUACGAGGCAGUCCUGGUCCUAGCCCUAACUUAAUUUUACAAGCAUUAACAAUGUCUAAUGCAAAUGAUGGAAUUAAUUUAGAACGUUUAGAAACAAUAGGCGACUCGUUUCUAAAAUAUGCCAUUACAACAUAUUUAUAUUGUACAUAUGACGUAAUACAUGAAGGUAAAUUAAGUCAUUUACGCUCUAAACAAGUAAGCAAUUUAAAUUUGUACAGAUUAGGUAGACAAAAAAUGCUCGGAGAAAGUAUGAUAGCGACUAAAUUUGAACCGCAUGACAAUUGGUUGCCUCCUUGUUAUUAUGUUCCAAGAGAACUUGAGCAAGUUUUUAUAAAAUCAGGAGUGCCAUCCAGUCUUUGGAAUCAAGCUGAUAUUCCAUUACUCCAAAUGAUAAAUCGUAAUGAAAUGUCGCAAUUGAUUAAAGAAACCGAGUACAAACUUGAUUUAAUGAGAAUUGAAUUGGAUCGAAAUGAAAGCCGUGAGACUGAUGAAUUUGAUAGUUUGCAAUGUUCUAUACCUUAUAAUUUAAUUACUCAGCAUAGUAUUCCAGAUAAAAGCAUAGCCGAUUGCGUGGAAGCGCUUAUUGGAGCUUAUCUAAUAGCAUAUGGUCCUAGAGGAGCUCUUUUGUUUAUGGAAUGGUUAGGAAUCCACGUUUUACCAGCGACUAAAGUUAUUUACCCGAAUAAGCAUGAUAAACCUCUAGAUAAGUAUCCGGGUAGUAGUCCAUAUGUUCAGAAAGUUGAUGAAAAUGGCCAAACCAUUUGGACGCAAACUCGAUGGGAAAAACUGGAAGAACCACGAAAUCCUCUGUUGAGACAUGUAGUUGAUCCAGAAAGAGAAUUAAGUAUAAUGUUAGAUGGUUACGAUUGUUUAGAAGAGAGUAUAAAUUAUAAAUUUAUAGAUGUCAGUUAUCUUCUUCAAGCAUUUACGCAUGCUUCUUAUCAACCUAAUAAAUUAACUGAUUGUUAUCAACGGCUUGAAUUUCUGGGUGAUGCUGUUUUAGACUAUUUAAUAACUAGACAUUUAUAUGAGGAUUCGAGACAGCAUUCACCAGGUGCAUUAACUGAUUUAAGAUCAGCACUAGUUAAUAAUACAAUAUUUGCAUCAUUAGCUGUUAGGUGUGGAUUUCAUAAAUAUUUUAGGCAUCUUUCACCAGGAUUAAAUGUUGUAAUUGAUCAGUUUGUAAGAAUUCAAGAAGAAAACGGACAUUCUAUUAGUGAAGAGUACUAUUUAAUCGGAGAAGAAGAUAGUGAAGAGGCCGAAGAUAUCGAAGUGCCAAAAGCAUUAGGAGAUGUUUUUGAAUCAUUAGCUGGUGCAAUUUAUCUUGAUAGUGGGAUGUCACUUGAUGCUGUUUGGAAUGUUUAUUACAGAAUAAUGAAGUCGGAAAUAGAGCAAUUCAGUACGAAUGUUCCCAAGUCACCAAUCCGUGAAUUAUUAGAAUUAGAGCCUGAAACUGCUAAAUUUGGCAAACCAGAAAAAUUAACUGAUGGUCGUAGAGUACGAGUGACAGUUGAUGUUUUUGGCAAAGGUUCAUUCAAGGGUAUAGGUAGAAAUUAUAGAAUUGCAAAAUGUACAGCAGCAAAGUGUGCAUUAAAGAAAUUAAAAAAAACGCAAUCUUCCCAUCGACAAAAGAUGUAAUAUUUUUUAUUAAAGACAUUUCAAUGAAUGCAUUA
This is a messenger RNA of Cotesia glomerata, 6202 nucleotides long. RefSeq names its product endoribonuclease Dcr-1 (gene Dcr-1). The transcript has 14 exons. The coding region runs from base 330 to 6167 and encodes 1945 amino acids. Gene Ontology annotation, cellular component: nucleus; cytoplasm; RISC complex. NCBI's taxonomy places the organism in Eukaryota, Metazoa, Arthropoda, Insecta, Hymenoptera, Braconidae. The record is from RefSeq and is a predicted model, not a curated record. Gene Ontology annotation, biological process: apoptotic DNA fragmentation; pre-miRNA processing; siRNA processing. Gene Ontology annotation, molecular function: protein binding; RNA binding; ribonuclease III activity.